UAAAGGUUAUGCUAAUUAGCAUUUGUAUUAUUUAAUGCUCUAACAAAAACAUAGAACUAUUGUCCCCAUGCUCUGGUAAGAGUGUAUUUGCAGAGAUGCAUUAACUCAUUUCAAGACUAAUUUAAUUGGUUAUGUAUUUUAAGACCUUUACAACUUGUUCCAAGUAAAAGCAGAGUACUCAUUCCUUUUUCAUGAGUUACGGACUUUUCUUCUUAAUUCUAAGAUGGACACUUUUAUCAUGUUCCAGACUUGGAAGAAAUACUUAGUUUUGCAAGAUUAAAUCUUUUCCAUGGACUCUACGUUACUUUAAAGAAGAAAAAAACAUAUAUAUAUAUAUAAUGGAUUACAGCACUAUCCCAGUGGAUGAGUGGCAAGAGAGCCAUGUUAGCAACUGGUUGAGUUCUAUUAAACUAAAGAAAAAGUACAUUGACAAGCUAUUUAAUGAAGAAGUAACUGGAAUUGUGCUCAUAGAACUUUCUGAAACCUUUUUUAGAGAAACCGUUUGCAUGAAAGAAGGUCAAAUAUCACUUCUCAUCAAAAAGAGGAAUGAGUUAUUAAAGGAAAGAAGUUCACAUAUUGCUAUAACAGUAGAUACUCUAGAUAAUUCUAAUCCCACAGUUGAAGAACACAAUGUACUUCUUAACAAAUUAAAACCUAUAAAAGCACAGGAAGGUUCCCCAAAUAGUCAGAAGAAUGGCACAGAACAACCAAAUAAUAGCUCAAACUUGGCAAACACUGGUAAAAAUACAGAACAUUUACUAGACUCGAGGCUAGAACCAAUACUUCAGAGUCAUUUUAGACCGUUUGAUAAUGAUGAUAUUGAAUUCAAAUAUGUGAGAAAUCAGAUCCUUCCAUCUGAAAUUGGGGUAACAGAUCUAGUUACCCCUUGCCACGAAUAUAUAUUGUUUGCUAUGGAAGCAACUUUGGGGAAAAAAAAACUUCAAUCAAAAUUUGCUUAUGAGGUUUUCCGAUUUGCUGCUGCCUGCAUGAACGUUAGAACAAAUGGUACCAUACACUUUGGAGUAAUGGGUAAAACGGAGGAUAAAAACUUGCUUCCUGGGCAGAUAGUUGGCAUUCCAGUAAGUGAUAAGAGUUGGUAUAGUGAUGCUUUGGACUUUAUAAAAGAAUGCUUUAGCCCUACAGAAUAUGCAGCUCUGUGUUGCAUUCGUCCACCUAAGUUCAUAGCAGUUGUUCAGGAAGACUCAGAAGCCCAACUAUUUGCUGUUGAAGUAGACAUUGAGUCAUUAUCAAGUUCUGUGGCAGGAAAACUGUUUCAAGUUUGUCUUCCUAUCUUCAAUGAAACAAGCAAAACUGUUUGCUAUGAAGAGAAAACAAUUUAUAGAAGAAUUGGAACACAGUCUGUAGCAGAAGAAAAAUCCGACUAUAGCACACUUAAACAGAAACUACAGACAGAUGACACCAAACGGAAACAAGCGGAUUCCGAGUCCAUAGAAAUACCUGAAGCUCUAGACCAUAAGGUAUCUGUACUUUUUGCCAAUGGCUCACACUGUAUUGAUAACUCCCAGUGGUAUGUAUUGGUUAUAAAUAAAUGUGGAAACAAUCAUUUGAAACACCUAAAUUUUUUAAUGCAAUUAAAUAUAUUAUGCGUUUUCGACUUUGAUGCAGAUUCUGACAGCUCAGGCCUUUGUGCAAAAUAUAAACAGCACCAUGCAACAAAUAUGUAUUCUCUAAUCAGCCACUUUUCUGAAAGUGUAAACUCUAAACAAAAGGCAGUUGACCUGGGCUUAUUUAAGCAAACAAGCUGGAUAUUUUGUAAUGGAUGGAAUAAUAACCUUGAAGAUGACGAACCAUGUGAUGAAUAUACGUGGUUCACAACAAAGAGGAAAUCCUUUAAAAAUGCAGUCUCUUUCAUAUACCGUGAAAUUAUUAAAAUGGGACGUUUCACGGUUCUCUUUCUGUUGUUAUCGCCAGUGGAGAAACCAAUGGUAGAUGCUUUCCAUACUUUUUACCAGGACAUGAAAAGCGUGGAAUAUAUCACGUUUAUUGCAGAACAUGAAGAGAAUUAUAGAAAAUGGGUUGGCUUGGUAGAAGAGUCUUGUAGCAGCGAUGAAAUUGAACAGAGAAGUAUAGUUGGUACACAACUAAGCAUUAUUGAUGCCACAGUACAAAAAAUGCUUCCUACAACAGAUUACCUUAAAAGUAUACCAAAUUCUAAAAACAGAGUGUAUAUUCUUACACUUCCUGAAGCAGAAAGAAUGUAUUCACUUAAUAUAUUGUGCAUAAAUGAGUGCAACCACAUAAAGCUACAUCAUAUGACCAAACAAGAACUAAAAGAAAUUGAAAGUAUCUUUUACAGAGGCGGCAAAAUCAGUUGGAAGCACCUUUGGCUUUCAGACCAGAAACAAUAUGGGGAAAUUAUUGAAAGAGAUGCUUGCAUAGAGGUUGAACGUAUUCUACAUAGUAAAUUACAUAGGGAAUCAGUUCUAGUUGCCAGAAUAAAAAUUGUUCACAAGCCAGGAAGUGGCGGUAGCACUGUUGCAAGACAGAUACUUUGGAAAUAUAAAGAUCAUUUACGGUGUGCUGUAGUGGAUUCUUCAUGCCCAGUUACAACAGUUUAUGAGCACGCUUUGAUGUUCCGGGAUUAUGAUCAAAAAGACAUAAAUGGCAAACCAGUUUUGCUCCUUAUUGAAGACUCUGAUGAAGAAUAUGUAACAGAACUGAUGCAGUGUUUAACCAACGCUAUGUCUUGCAAGAAAAUGUUUAGACCAUGUUUUAUCAUUUUGACCUGCAGACGGUCAAAUGAUCCACAGAAGCUUUGUGCAGCUUCUCCAAAUAACACAGUUGCAAUCACUCACACAUUAAGUGACAAAGAAAGAAAGCUGUUUGAAGAAAAAUCUAAAGAAUUUUCUGUAAGAUUUCCUUCAGAACGUUUUAUGAUUUUUGAUUUGAUGAGGCAAGGAUUUCCAACACAAAACAUUCAUGACUUUGUGUCUCAUGCAAUACAGUUUAUUGACUCUUCUUCUAGUAUAGCAAAACUGAUCAGAUACACUUCACUAUUAAAUCAUUAUGUUCCAAAUUCAUACAUUCCAAUUUCACACUGUGAGGCCUUUAUGGGCUUUGGGAUUUACAUUCAGGCAUCCCUAGAAGAGCCAGCUCAUUUCGAGUUAAAAAAUUAUUUAACAGACCAAUCUCUGGAUAUAUUUGUUGUCAUAACAGACAAUGAAAUGUGGAUCACUGGAAUUUGUAUCUCCCAUUCUUUAAUUGCAGAUCAAAUUUUGAAUUUGCAAUCUAAUGAUUACCCUCAUAGUCAAAUUGCACUUGAUCUAAUUAAAGAAAAUAAUCUUUUUCAGCACAGAUUUGGAAAAGAAGCAUUUUUAAAGUUAGUUAAGAAGUUAUUUUUACAACGUCAUAAAAAAAGCAAGGGUGACAGCAGAGACACUUUAUUUUCACCACUUAUAGAACAUGUUUGGAAAGAAGAAAAAUUACAUAUGAAAGCUGUAGAGCUUUUAAAAUGUGCCUAUGAAAGCUUUGACAAAGAUCCUUUUUUCGCACAACAUAUUGCACGAUUAUAUGGAGAAUUUGAAAUGUUUGAUGAAGCAAUUGCAUGGGCGGAGACUGCUGCAUUACACUUCCCACAUGAUUCAUUUAUUCUAGAUACCUUAGGACAGAUGCACAAAAAAAAGUUUAAUGCAACAGUGGACGCUCAGAGAAAUAACUUCUCUACUGAAGAUGCGGUUAAACUGAUCGAAACUGGUCUUAAAUCCAUGGAAUGCUUUAGAGUGGCACAAAAAGCUGCACGGUUAGAAACUGGCACUAUGAAUACGUCUGGUUUCUUAGGGGAAAUUGACGUUGGAUGCCACUUAAUAGAGCGGCUUUCAAAGCUGAAAGUGUUUUAUAAAAAUUCAGAGCUUUUACCGUACCUUCUGACUGAUCAUUACCCUACAGGUGUAAAAAAACCUUGGAUUCAUCUUCAUGACCAAUUAAAAGCAUUAUAUGAAAACAUAUACAAUGCUAUGGAGUGGGUUUCUGAUGAUGCAGGCUACUUUGAAAAUGACAGCAACAAAGAGCACAUAUGUAUGAGAGAGCAAUAUGGAUCCAGAAAAUGGCUACUCAGGAAAACCGAGAAAUUUGCAACAUUUUUCAGUUUGCAGACAUCAUCUCAGUGGGAUAAUUUAACAUCUUCUUGGCAGAAUAAGAUAAACCAAGUAGUUAGGAGGAUGAAUAUUUACAGAAUUGGAGGUGGGAGUACAACGGCAAUACUUUCUAUUUUGACAGAUUCCAAUGAUGGAACUUCCAUCAUGAAACUAGAAGAAAUAAUUGAUCUUUAUCCAAGAAAUGUUUUGGAAGGAGAAAUAGAGGAUGUGGAUCUCAUUAACUUUCUAAUGACUCAUAUUGCAUUAGGAUGUGCAUUUCCUGAUUCUUCAAAACUUAUGGCCCUUAAAAAACUUCGCAAGCUUAGCAAAAAAUUGAUUAAACCAAAGACGGCAUAUACACCAGGGGCAUAUCUCUUGUUGGUUAUGCUUUUUUGGCCCGAUGAAAGUGUAGACCAGGAACCAGAUCCAAAUAAAGAUAUUAUUUUGACUACUGCACUUCAAGCUGCAAAACGACUGUAUGAAAAACGAAUUAAGAAUGUCCAAGAAAAGAAAAAGCGUACAAAUGUUCAUUUCUUACUGGGACAGGGUGAUUUACUUCAAAAGUUUGUGCACAAAAGUAACAUUGAAAAAGUCAUUCAAGGUCCCUUGAAUGAACGCAAUUUGAAACAGUACAAUGAAGAAAUGUAUAAAGCGAACAGUGAAAACAAAAUGUUAAAAAAAGUUUCUGGCUGGACAGAAAAUGGAAAGAUGUAUAUAACAGGGCACUGUAAAGAAAAAAUUAUUGAAAUUUUACCAACAAAUUCUUCUUUAUUACCCCGUGGAAAUCAUACAGUUUCAUUUUACUUGGGGUUUGCUUUUAAAGGUAUUAUUGCCUACAACAUCCAAGUAAAAUAAAUUGGCUGGCCAUGCAAGUGGAUUUCAACAGGCAUAAAAGUGUGAAAUAGAUAAUUCUAUAAUAUGUUUUAUUCAAGCCAUGGUGCAAUGAUAAUAUACUCUGUGUUUAACCCCUGUAAAUAUGUUGUAAACCAUAUAGUUAAAGGCAAUGAUGGGCCAAUGACAAAAUGAAUAUUUGCAGUCACCAAUCACCAGCUAUAUCCCAGUACUGCAUUGCUACGCCUGGGUCUACCUAGGCAUGUUUUUCUUCAAAGGAUACCAAAAGAACAAAGUCAAUUUGAUAAUAGGAAUCAAUGGAAAAAUCUCGUAAUCGUCAAAGUUUAAUUUUUACCAGCAUGUCCCUUUAACAAUUAAAGGGAUAUGCAACCGCAACAUUUUCUUUUGUAAUUCAGACAGAGCAUUCAAUUUGAAACAAAGUUUCCACUUUACUGCUAUUAUCAAAUUUGCUUCAUCUCGAUGGCAGUCUUUGUUGAAGAGAUACCUAGGUAGGUAUCUGGACUGGAGCACUACAUGGCAGGAAACAAGAUAGCUACCAUAUAGUGCUCCAGACAUGUGCAAGCUCCGGAGCUUGCAUCCCUGCUUUUCAACAAAAAAUACCAAGAAAACAAAGAAAAAUUGACAAUAGACGUAAAUUAGAAAGCUGUUUCAUAUCCCUUUAAUCCAAACUCUGCUAAAUUUACACUUAUUAUCUAUUUUAUUUACAGCCCAUGAAACAGUAGAUGAUUUAUUACUAUUAAUAUUGUGCUACCAUUGGGAGAAAAGCAGAAACCAGGGGUUUUAUAAAUUUGAACCCAUUCCAAUCAAUUUGAAAACCUCAUGAUAACCCAUUAGGGGUUAGCUACAACAAUAGUAGUUAUUGGAAAGCAUAUAUAUUGCUAGCUUCACUAACAAUGAAUGUAUAAUAUCCCUUUAAGCAAUUUUCAUGCCUCAGACCAAGGGUUGUUAGUGUCCUGCACAAUUCUCUCCAGAUGUUAAAGAAUGUGACCUUAGGUCUGAGGAUUCCACAUGCUUUUUAGUGUCUUCAGGGCUUAUGGGAGAGAUGUUUAGAGGGUUCCUCUUAAAGGGAUAUGAAACCCACAUUUUUUAUUUUAUGAUUCAGAUAGAGCAUGCAAUUUUAAGCAACUUUACAAAUUAACUUCUAUCAAUUAGUCUUCGUUCUCUUGGUGUCUUUAUUUGAAAAAGCAGGAAUGUAAGAUUAGGAGCCGCCCAAUUUUUGGUUCAGCACUUGGGUAGCGUUAUGGUGCUCCCCCAGUGUGGUUAUAACCACCACAACUCCCCAUACCUUUGAUUUAUUAACCAAAGUUAAAUAUCUAUCUAAUUGUUUUCUUGAAUAUUGUGUUCUGUUUUUCUUUUUAAUUUCUAAUGAUUUCUUUUGCAUUGCAUAAUCAAAGUUGCUAAUUGUAUUCAAUCUUAUUAUUUAAUUAAUGGGAUAUAAUUAGUGUAAUCACAUGUUGAUUCUCCACAUUGUUUCUCACUGCAUUCUUUGUGAAUAUAUUAUGUUAAUCAUAGAUCAUUGUUUAUAUAUUGCUACUUUAUACACUGAUGUUUAUUAUUGCUUAACUUAUUAAUAAACUGUAUUAACUUGUA
This is a messenger RNA of Bombina bombina (fire-bellied toad), 6536 nucleotides long. RefSeq names its product sterile alpha motif domain-containing protein 9-like. NCBI's taxonomy places the organism in Eukaryota, Metazoa, Chordata, Amphibia, Anura, Bombinatoridae. Bases 339 to 4949 code for a protein of 1536 amino acids. Gene Ontology annotation, cellular component: cytoplasm. The record is from RefSeq and is a predicted model, not a curated record. The transcript is spliced from 4 exons.